This is a messenger RNA of Xenopus laevis (African clawed frog), 2236 nucleotides long. RefSeq names its product lipase maturation factor 1 L homeolog (gene lmf1.L). The record is from RefSeq and is a predicted model, not a curated record. Gene Ontology annotation, biological process: protein maturation. The transcript has 11 exons. Gene Ontology annotation, cellular component: endoplasmic reticulum membrane. Lineage: Eukaryota; Metazoa; Chordata; Amphibia; Anura; Pipidae. The coding region runs from base 77 to 1810 and encodes 577 amino acids.
CUCUUUGACACAGUUCCUUUUCCCCUGGUUUUCUUCCUGACAGUGUGGCGCAUGCGUUCUCUUCAGGAGUACAAAGAUGGCGGCGCCCAUGGACAGCGCUGAGGAGACGUGUACCAGGGAGCCGGCGGGGCUCAGGAGAAGAAAGAAGGAGCCCGUGAGUGAAGCAAAUGCAACAACAGCCCCGGAGAGUCGGGAAGAGGCAGAGUGCGAGGUGUCGCUGCUGCCACGGAGUUUCUGGCUCACACGGAUUGUGCUGCUCAGGGCUAUCGCUGCCAUAUACUUUGUGGCCUUCCUUGUGGCUUUCCAUCAGAACAAGCAGCUGAUUGGGGACAGGGGACUGCUGCCCUGCAAGCUCUACCUGAAGAACAUCAAGCAGUACUUUGGAGGCAAGAUAGGUCUGGAGGCUGUCAGCCAUGCACCCACACUUCUCUGGCUCUUGGACUGGUCUCGCAUGGACACGCACUUGGAUAACAUCGCUUUGGUUGGUCUUGCCAUCUCUUUCUUCAUCCUUGUGACCGGCUGCUCAAAUAUGAUUUUCAUGGUUACACUAUGGAUCCUGUACCACUCUCUGGUGGCCGUCGGACAGAUCUGGUAUUCCUUUGGGUGGGAAUCUCAGGUCCUGGAAACUGGGUUCCUUGGCAUCUUCUUGUGCCCCUUGUGGACUCUUUCUCGUAUCCCGCAGAGAACCCCGCCUUCUGGUAUUGUCGUCUGGGCAUUUCGUUGGCUGAUUUUCCGCAUCAUGAUCGGGGCGGGUCUGAUAAAAAUCCGGGGAGACCAAUGCUGGAGGGACCUCACCUGUAUGGACUAUCACUACCAAACCCAGCCUGUGCCCAACUCAUUGGCUUACUACAUGCACCGAAAUCCGUGGUGGUUCCACCAGUUCGAGACCCUCUUCAACCAUUUUAUAGAGCUGAUUGUGCCUUUCUUCAUCUUCCUCGGGAGACGGAUGUGUCUUAUUAACGGGAUCCUGCAGAUCCUCUUCCAGGUUCUUCUGAUACUUAGCGGAAACCUGAGCUUCUUAAACUGGUUGACCAUAGUGCCAAGCAUUGCUUGCUUUGAUGAUGCCAGCUUGGGCUUCCUGUUCAGCUCCAAAGAGGGGUCGGUAAAACACCAGGUUUCCAAGAUUCAGACUGAGAAAUCUGCUGGUGGGGGACCUUCGAAGACUUACGGCUGUUAUGUGCGCCAGUUAGUUCAUCUCUCCCUGGGUGUUCUGAUCAUCUUCCUCAGUGUCCCUGUUGUGUUGAACCUGCUGAGCUCCAAGCAAGUUAUGAAUACCUCCUUCAACCCACUCAAGAUCGUGAACACAUACGGAGCGUUUGGCAGCAUAACCAGAGAGAGGACAGAGGUCGUCCUUCAGGGAACGUCCAGUUUGGACCCCAAUGAUCCCGGCGCUGUGUGGGAAGAAUACGAGUUUAAGUGCAAGCCGGGGAACCUAACCAGGAGCCCGUGUGUUAUCACUCCUUAUCACUACCGCCUGGAUUGGCUUAUGUGGUUUGCUGCUUUCCAGACCUAUGAGCAGAACGAGUGGAUGAUACACCUGGCCGGGAAGCUGUUAGCCAAUGACAGAUCAGCAUCCUCGCUUAUAGCCGUCAAUCCGUUCUACGAGAGGGAGUCGCCCAGGUGGAUAAGAGGAGAGCACUUCCGCUACAAGUUCAGCCGACCUUGGGGAACACACGCGUCUGAAGGAAGGUGGUGGAUCCGGAAACGGAUUGGACCGUACUUUCCCCCCCUCAAUCUCCCUGGGCUCAAGAAAUACUUCCAGUCGAGGUCAUGGCCAUUGCCAGUCUCCAAAAGGGACCAGCGUCAAUAAUGUGUUUUUCCCAUGAGCCCUUGUUCCUUUAGCCAUAACCACUGUUACAGCACAAUUUAUUGGAUUGUAGUAUGGGGCUUUCUUUAGGGAACUUUUGAAUGUCCACUAGUCUUCAUGGGUUGGGGCAAUGAUUGCACACGUAGGGCACCCUGUGGCCUUUGAAAUCAGUGGGAAACAACCGGUGACACGUAGCUGUGUGAGCAGCAAAACACCUCUUGUGAUUUUUUUAUGUUCAGGAUUGGAUUUAAAGGAGAAGUAAUGCUUCUAGACAUCUUCAUCCACAAGAUAUUUGCACUUCUUAGCCUUUAGUAUGAUCAGGAUCAUGGCUGAAAGUUCUUCCGCUCUACUUCUCCUUUAACUCUAAUAUGUAAUUGCAAACAAGCAUCAGCUGAGGCUCAUGGAGGGCAAAUGACUGAAUCCAGGAAA